UGUCGGCGGGGUGAGUUGUGUCGCUCCGUUCUGCUCGUCGGCCUCACUGCGCCUGCGCGGCCAUGGCCUCCAACGAGUACACCCAGUCAGCCACACAGAGCUAUGGAUCUUAUUCCACCCAGCCUGGGCAGGGCUACUCGCAGCAGAGCAGUCAGCCUUAUGGCCAGCAGAGUUACAGUGGCUACGGCCAAUCGACUGACACUUCGGGCUAUGGCCAGAGCAGCUACAGUUCCUCCUACGGACAGACGCAGAACAGUUACAGCACUCCGUCGACUCCCCAGGGAUACGGUUCAUCCGGCGGCUACGGCAGCAGCCAGAGUUCCCAGUCCUCCUAUGGCCAGCAGUCCUCCUACCCUGGGUAUGGCCAGCCGUCUGCCUCCAGCAGCUCUUCAGGCGGUUAUGGCAGCAGUUCUCAAAGCAGCAGCAGCAGUUACGGGCAGCCCCAAAGUGGAGGCUACGGGCAGCAGUCUGGGUACGGCGGGCAGCAACAGCAGCAGCAGAGCUCCUACGGGCAGCAGCAGAGCUCCUACAACCCCCCUCAGGGCUACGGCCAGCAGAGCCAAUAUAACAGCAGCAGCGGAGGGGGCAGUAGCAGCGGAGGGAGUGGUGGAGCAGGUAACUACGGCCAAGACCAGUCGUCCAUGAGUGGCGGAGGUGGUGGCGGUGGCUACGGCAGUCAGGACCAGAGCGGAGGGGGCGGUGGCUACGGAGGAGGCCAGCAGGACCGGGGGGGAAGAGGCAGAGGCGGCAGUGGCGGCGGCGGCGGCUAUAAUCGCAGCAGUGGUGGCUACGAGCCCAGAGGCCGUGGAGGUGGCCGUGGAGGCCGAGGCGGCAUGGGCGGAAGUGACCGUGGUGGCUUCAAUAAAUUUGGUGGGCCCCGGGACCAAGGAUCACGCCACGACUCCGAACAGGAUAACUCUGAUAACAACACCAUCUUCGUCCAAGGCUUGGGUGAGAAUGUCACUAUCGAGUCUGUAGCUGACUACUUCAAGCAGAUUGGCAUAAUCAAGACCAACAAGAAAACAGGCCAGCCCAUGAUCAACCUGUACACCGACCGAGAGACAGGCAAGCUGAAGGGAGAGGCAACCGUUUCGUUUGACGAUCCCCCAUCGGCCAAGGCCGCCAUCGACUGGUUUGAUGGUAAAGAGUUCUCCGGGAAUCACAUCAAAGUCUCCUUUGCCACUCGCCGAGCCGACUUCAACCGGGGUGGCGGAAAUGGGCGAGGGGGACGAGGACGUGGAGGGCCCAUGGGCCGGGGCGGCUACGGAGGCGGGGGUGGCGGCGGCGGCAGCCGAGGGGGCUUCCCCAGCGGAGGUGGAGGUGGUGGAGGGCAGCAGCGGGCCGGAGAUUGGAAGUGCCCAAAUCCCACAUGCGAGAACAUGAACUUCUCCUGGAGGAAUGAGUGUAACCAGUGUAAGGCACCGAAACCAGAUGGACCAGGAGGCGGGCCUGGAGGUUCCCAUAUGGGGGGCAAUUUUGGAGAGGAGCGCCGAGGUGGCAGAGGCGGUUACGACCGAGGCGGGUAUCGGGGCCGUGGCGGGGACCGAGGAGGCUUCCGAGGACGGGGCGGCGGAGACCGAGGUGGCUUUGGGCCUGGCAAAAUGGACUCCAGGGGUGAUCACAGACAAGAUCGUCGUGAAAGACCUUAUUAGACUGGCUGUGACUCAUUGGACCAUCUUUAUCCUGCCCCUGACUGUUCUCAUUAUUUUGUAACCCCCUCCCUUCUCAUCCCAACCCCUCUCUUGUUUUUGUGUCGGACUUCGUUAUUGUAACUUGCCGCUCCCUCCCCCGCCGAUCCCCAUUAAACACCUUUGUUUUAGUUAC
This is a messenger RNA of Tachyglossus aculeatus (Australian echidna), 1824 nucleotides long. It is a transcript of the gene FUS, whose product is annotated as FUS RNA binding protein. Gene Ontology annotation, cellular component: nucleus. Gene Ontology annotation, molecular function: transcription coregulator activity; RNA binding. Gene Ontology annotation, biological process: regulation of DNA-templated transcription. NCBI's taxonomy places the organism in Eukaryota, Metazoa, Chordata, Mammalia, Monotremata, Tachyglossidae. The transcript has 15 exons. The record is from RefSeq and is a predicted model, not a curated record. Bases 63 to 1652 code for a protein of 529 amino acids.